AUGCAAAAACUAUUAGUAUUGUUAACACUUGUAGUGGUGUAUGUCAACUGCUGUGACAUUCAAUUGAGUAUAAGGUCGCUAACGCCAAAGCCCUUUCAAUUUCAAGUUGAGAUACCAGCCUUGAAAAAGAAGACAGAUAAGGCUACACUAACACAAGUUAACCAGCAAAAGAAAGUAAAGGUAAGUCAGCAUUGGUGAAACUUUUUCUCUUUCUACUCUUCCUUUACCUCUUUCCGCUCUUCCUUUACUCCUUAGGCCAAAAAAUCAUAGUAAAGUUUCCUUCUCUCCUUUCUCCCCCCCCUCCCCCGUCCUUCUACCGCCUACGCCAUUACCAACUUUUCUACCCCUUUAACAAUACCAUUUCAGAUUGACGGCCCAAACUGUGCGAACAAACAAUGGAUUAUAAGAACAUUCAAACAAGUUGGUGGUAAAUGGGUACCAGCACAACAACAUACUGCCAAACUCGACGGUUUUGGACGAGUAUUAGUCACGGUAAACGAUGACUAUUUGCCAUUAGUUACAGAUCGAAUUGGAGUUUCUUGUUCUGAAGGCGUGAUUUGUGCUCGAGGAUAA
Molecule: messenger RNA, 573 nt
Organism: Bursaphelenchus okinawaensis
Lineage: Eukaryota; Metazoa; Nematoda; Chromadorea; Rhabditida; Aphelenchoididae
Source: the annotation of a GenBank genome assembly